Messenger RNA from Zootermopsis nevadensis, 2993 nucleotides. It is a transcript of the gene Gat, whose product is annotated as sodium- and chloride-dependent GABA transporter. Lineage: Eukaryota; Metazoa; Arthropoda; Insecta; Blattodea; Termopsidae. Gene Ontology annotation, molecular function: gamma-aminobutyric acid:sodium:chloride symporter activity. Gene Ontology annotation, cellular component: neuron projection; plasma membrane. Gene Ontology annotation, biological process: sodium ion transmembrane transport; nitrogen compound transport; amino acid transport. The record is from RefSeq and is a predicted model, not a curated record.
UCCAAUCUGACUGCCUGCUCACUUGGCUGUGAGUCCGUGCAACUCACUUGCAUUUCGCAUCCCCAGGGGAAGGGACCAGGAACAGUGCAGAAGAGAUCACGGACAAGGAGCAGAGCGGCGCGUGAACAGCCCAUCGGGGUUACAGCCAGCGGUGGCCAGGGCGCUGGGAUGAGCCAGAGGCCCACAGGAUGACGGAGACCCGGGAGAGUCCGCUCGCCAACGAGAAGCAUCUAUUCUCCUUGGAGAUGAACCAGUGUAGCAGCAGCAGCACAGGUGCGGUGGUGUCAGGGACCAAGAGCAAGGCGGAAGAUCUCCCGGAGCGAGGGACAUGGAGUGGCAAGCUAGACUUCAUCCUGUCGGUCGUGGGUUUGGCCAUCGGUCUGGGCAAUGUAUGGCGUUUCCCGUACCUUUGCUACAAGAAUGGUGGAGGCGCCUUCCUGAUCCCCUACUUCCUUACCCUCAUUUUAGCCGGUAUCCCCAUGUUCUUCAUGGAACUCGCCUUGGGUCAGAUGCUCACCAUCGGAGGUCUUGGCGUCUUCCAAAUUGCACCCAUCUUCAAAGGUAUCGGUUAUGCAGCGGCAGUCAUGUCUUGCUGGAUGAACGUGUACUACAUCGUGAUCCUCGCAUGGGCCAUCUUCUACUUCUUCAUGUCAAUGAGAUCAGACGUGCCAUGGAGGACAUGCAACAAUUACUGGAAUACCCGUAACUGCGUGAACGCAUAUGAGAGAGGUAACCUCACAUGCUGGGAGCAGUCGUACAACAGCACGGCGUACAACAAAGUGUGCUCCAUCAACCAGUACAACAUCUCUGUCAAGGACCUCACUGACCCCGUCAAAGAGUUUUGGGAGCGCCGAACGCUGCAGAUCUCGGAAGGAGUGGAACAUGUGGGCAGCAUCCGCUGGGAACUAGCCGGGACAUUGCUUCUCGUAUGGAUCCUGUGCUACUUCUGCAUAUGGAAAGGUGUUAAAUGGACGGGAAAGGUGGUGUAUUUUACGGCUCUGUUCCCAUAUGUUCUGCUGACUGUGCUGCUGAUACGUGGCAUCACUCUUCCUGGAGCAAUUGAAGGAAUCCGUUUCUACAUCAGUCCUAAUUUAUCGAAGCUCAGGGAGUCUGAAGUGUGGAUUGACGCUGUGACACAGAUUUUCUUCUCGUACGGUCUAGGACUUGGAACACUUGUAGCUUUGGGAAGCUACAACAAAUUCACCAACAAUGUGUACAAGGACGCUUUAAUCGUAUGCUCCAUCAACUCUAGUACCAGUAUAUUUGCCGGUUUUGUCAUAUUUUCUGUUGUGGGGUUCAUGGCACACGAACAGCAGAAGCCAGUGGCAGAGGUGGCGGCUUCUGGCCCGGGACUGGCGUUCUUGGCGUACCCAUCCGCCGUGCUCCAGCUGCCUGGCGCACCCAUCUGGUCCUGCCUCUUCUUCCUCAUGCUGCUCUGCAUUGGACUGGACAGUCAGUUCUGCACCAUGGAAGGCUUCAUCACUGCCAUGGUUGACGAGUGGCCCCUCCUUCUGCGACGACGUAAAGAACUUUUCAUAGCUGUUGUGUGUAUUUUAUCAUACAUCGUUGGCUUCUCCUGCAUAUCACAGGGUGGAAUGUACGUAUUCCAAAUCCUUGAUUCAUACGCCGUGAGUGGCUUCUGCCUCUUGUUCUUGAUCUUCUUUGAAUGCAUCGCUAUUUCGUGGGCAUUUGGAGUAAACCGAUUUUAUGAUGGCAUCAAAGACAUGAUUGGCUACUACCCAUUCAUGUUUUGGAAGUUGUGUUGGACCAUCACUACACCGCUCAUUUGUGUGGGAGUAUUUUUCUUCAACAUUGUGCAGUGGACUCCAAUCAAGUACCUAGAUUAUGAGUACCCAUGGUGGAGUCAUGUCCUUGGGUGGCUUACGGCACUUUCUUCAAUGUUGUGCAUCCCAGGCUAUAUGGUCUACCUAUGGAUGAAGACACCGGGAGACAUGAGAACAAAAGUCAAACUUCUGGUACGGAUAGAAGACGAUGUGGCAAGUCUUCGAGGGAAGAUGACAGGAACACCUUCAGAUAUAACUUCUCUGUAAUUUGCCAGUUCUGCAAAAUCCAGUUCAACUCCUGUCUCCUGAAGGAGAGCAACAAUUUGCCGAUCUCCAGAUUCCGAGCAGAAGAAAUGUUCUUGCAACUGAAGAGACGUGUGAAUAAUGUACUUGUGACUAUCCUUGAUGCUUAGAGUGAAGUGAAAAUUAGGAGACAGACACUCACGACUUUAAUUUGAAGUAACUUCAGAAUACUUACACAAGAUACUCGCCACGUUGUAGAAACACUCUACAGUUAAAUGUGGUCAGUUCUGGAGGGGGGAUAUCUGCAUAGAUAUAAGACAAAUACAAUUUAUCUGUGAAACAAGUGGUAAAUUACCUCAAGAAAGUAAUGACCACUAAUGGACAGAAAAGGUGAAUCAUACUAGAAACAAUACUGUCAUUAUUGGAAUACCCAGUCAAAAAUUCAGUACUAGUUUCAUGUCACCGACAUUCAUAACAUAGUACAAUUAUCACCGUUUGUGUAUGAACUCAACGUUUUGACCCAGUCAUGUGAUACAUUUGGGUUAUUUUCCCUUAACCCAUUAACAUUGGGCUCCACUAGCAAGCAGCCUUAUUGUCCGCACAGCUGCACCAUGAUCAGAGGUCGUGGUCCUUUGUGUCACUCGUUAUGACCCAGCCAUUUAAACGCACGCUCCAGGCUAAGCAGCAAGCCAUUCAAAGGAGACCAUAUUGGGUUCAUAACGUAAAGCCUUCUGUUGUAAUUAAUUUAUUUGUUAGAAUGACAGACUAUUAUUAAUUAUUAAAUGAUAUGGAAACACAUGGGCCAUUUUAUUUCAUUUUAUUUCUUAAUGUUGUUCUCAAAUAUGUGUGCAUGCUUCCAUCUAAAAUGUAGAAGAAUCUAUUAUGGUUUAAUGUUUUUAGUUCUCAAUGGGGAUACAUCUGUCAACAUUAUGUUACACAAAUCAAUAAAGAUGUUUUUACACAUUG